AUGGUUAAGCACAACAACGUCGUGCCCAAUGCCCAUUUCAAGAAGCACUGGCAGAACUACGUCAAGACAUGGUUCAACCAGCCAGCUCGGAAGACCAGGAGACGUGCUGGUAGGACAUUUCAUCGGCAGUGCAUAUGUUUUCGGUCAACCAGGUUCUCGUUCCAAAUUUUUUUUCUAAACCUGCACCGUGACUGCUCCUGCUCGCUCUCCCAUCUGCGCUGCAGCUAGACAGAAGAAAGCGGUGAAGAUCUUCCCGCGCCCGACGUCAGGACCUCUGCGCCCCAUCGUCCAGUGCCAGACGCUCAAGUACAACAUGAAACCCAGAGCCGGAAGGGGCUUCUCUCUCGAAGAGCUCAAGGUAUUUUGAUAGAUACUUACUAAUUCCACAUAAUAGGAACUGAUCCAGUCACCUGGUCAACGUGCCCGACGCAGGCGGCAGGGAUCCCGAAGAAGCUCGCCCCCACCAUUGGCAUUGCUGUCGAUCACCGCCGGAGGAACCGUUCCCUUGAGGGUCUCCAGGCUAAUCUUCAGAGGCUGAAGACUUUUAAGGCCAAGCUUGUCAUCUUCCCCAGGCACGCCGGCAAGUUCAAGGUAAACACAGCCCAACCCCGGGCCCAUUGCUUAGAUUUUUUGUUCAUCUGUCGGGGGGUCUGAGAUCUGCCCAACCGAGGUCAACCCUGAACCCACCGAUUUAAUCUCCGAUGCUUCUGGGUUAUUUGUUCUUCCUCUCCAAAGAUUCAAUUUUUAUGCUCUGAAUGGUACCCGGUUCAUACGAUCGUCGUGCCCAUAUAAACACCGGGCAUCCUUUCCCUGUGAUUCAGGCCGGCGAUUCCGCGCCGGAAGAGCUGGCGACGGUCUCUCAGGUCCGAGGCGAGUUCUUGCCCAUUGAGGGGGGGAAGCCCUUGGUCGAGCUUGUGAAGGUCACCGAGGAGAUGAAGGCCUUCAAGGCCUACGCUAAGAUCCGCGUGGAGAGGAUGAACCAGCGCCAGGUCGGCGCCAGGCUGAAGAAGGCUGCGGAAGCCGAGAAGGAAGAGAAGAAGUAG
Molecule: messenger RNA, 1043 nt
Organism: Spirodela intermedia
Lineage: Eukaryota; Viridiplantae; Streptophyta; Magnoliopsida; Alismatales; Araceae
Source: the annotation of a GenBank genome assembly